Molecule: messenger RNA, 414 nt
Organism: Staurois parvus
Lineage: Eukaryota; Metazoa; Chordata; Amphibia; Anura; Ranidae
Source: the annotation of a GenBank genome assembly
CCUUCAGUCUUGCACAGGUGUGCCGGCUCCUCCCCUUCAGUCUUGCACAGGCGUACUGGACUCCUCCCCUUCAGUCGUGCACGGGCCUACCGCACUCCUCCCCUUCAGUCUUGCGCAGGUGUACCUGCUCCUCCCCUUCAGUCUUGCACAGGUGUACCUGCUCCUCCCCUUCAGUGUACCUGCUCCUCCCCUUCAGUCUUGCACAGGUGUACCGGCUCCUCCCCUUCAGUCUUGCACAGGUGUACCUGCUCCUCCCUUUCAGUCUUGCACAGGUGUACCGGCUCUCCCCUUCAGUCUUGCACAGGCGUACCGGACUCCUCCCCUUCAGUCUUGCACAGGCGUACCGGACUCCUCCCCUUCAGUCUUGUCCUCUCUUGGACUGAAAUUACUUACUCUGAUUUCACUCCAAUGUGC